AUGUCAGAAUACUAUUGGCCAUGUGAUUCAGAAUGUGUAAUCCGGAUGCUGAAUCUGAACCAACCUUUGGAUCCAAGCAGUUUCAAGGUGUUGAUCUACGAUGAUUUCUGCAUCAAGAUUAUCGAUCGCUUAAUGCAAGUCAAGGAUCGUCAAAAACAAGGAGUUACACUUGAGUUUCCCAUUAUUACCAAACCGAACAUUCCUGAUGUAGCAGCUGUGUAUUUUGUUCAACCCACGGAAACCAACAUUCAGAGAAUCAUUUCAGAUGUUUCUACAUCACUCUACGAUACAUUUCAUCUCAAUUUCUCGUCUUCUAUACCCCGAACGCUCCUCGAAGAUCUCGCUUCAGGGACACUCCAUUCAGGUUCCAUUGAAAGGAUUGUAAAGGUGCAAGAUCAGUAUCUUGAGUUUGAUACUUUGGAAGAUAAUUUGUUUUCCUUGGGACAAGACUCUGUCUAUGUUCAGUUAAACGAUCCAUCAGCAACGGAUAGAGAGAUCGAGGAAAUUAUCGAAAAGAUUGUUAACGGUAUCUUCUGUGUCUUGGCAACGCUUAAUGUGGUUCCUGUAAUCCGAUGUCCUCGUGGUGGACCAGCAGAGAUGAUAGCAUCUUCAUUAGAUCAGAAACUCAGAGAUAUGAUCAAUCUGUUUACCGAACAAGGUCGUGGCGGACAGAGGCCUCUGUUGUGCAUUUUCGAUAGAAAUUUUGAACUCUCAGUCGGGAUUCAACACGAAUUCAGAUACAUGCCUCUUGUUCACGAUGUUCUUGGUCUGAAGAAAACAUUUGUAGACAGUUCAGACACGUUUUGGUCGGCCAACGGUCCUCAUGAGUUUCCUCAAAUCGCUUUGGAGAUCGAAACUCAGUUGAAUAAGUACAAGAAAGAUGUGGAUGAGGUUAACAAUCGAACGGGCGGUGGUAGCGAAGAAUUUGAUCUGAUUGGGAACACAAAACAUCUGAUGAAUGCUGUGAACUCACUUCCAGAGUUGACAAAGAGAAAGGAGAUAAUUGACAAGCACACAAACAUAGCGACCGCACUCCUACGAGAGAUCAAGGAGCGAUCUCUGGAUGCCUAUACUGAGAAAGAGAGUGACAUGAUGAUAAGAGGAGGCAGCAUUGACAUGAGCGAUCUUCUCUCUGUUUUGAAAGGGAACGGUACAAAGAUGGACAAGCUACGGUUUGCAAUCAUGUACCUAAUAUCUUUGGAAACCAUAAACCAGUCCGAAGUUGAAGCUGUGGAAGCGGCAUUGCGUGAAGCUGAGGUCGAUACAAGCGCGUUUCAGUAUGUGAAAAAGAUCAAGUCGUUGAAUGUUUCUUUCGCAGCCUCGGCAAACUCAGAGAGUAGAAGCAACAUUGUUGACUGGGCUGAGAAGCUUUAUGGUCAGUCGAUAAAUGUAGUAACUGCAGGAGUCAAGAAUCUCUUAUCCAGUGAUCAGCAACUGGCCGUGGCGCGGGCUGUCGAAGCCUUAACAGAGGGAAAACAGAACGCAGAAACUGAUUCAUACCUGAUGCUGGAUCCGAGAGCUUCAAAGUCAGGUGCUAGUGGUAGUAGUAGCCAUGUAAAGGGGCUGUUCAGAGAAGCGAUAGUUUUCAUGGUGGGCGGGGGUAACUACAUCGAAUAUAACAGUUUGCAAGAGCUCGCGCAGAGGCAGGAGACGGUCAAGAACAUUAUCUAUGGAGUUACAGAGAUCCUUAAUGGAACUGAGCUUGUGGAGCAGCUUGCGCUCUUAGGACAGAAGAUGGGACUAAAUUAG
Messenger RNA from Arabis nemorensis, 1749 nucleotides. The record is from the annotation of a GenBank genome assembly. NCBI's taxonomy places the organism in Eukaryota, Viridiplantae, Streptophyta, Magnoliopsida, Brassicales, Brassicaceae.